AUGAGUUGCGAGGGUGGGGUGGGGGUGCAGGUGCGAGUGGUGCGGGUGCCGUGGGUUGCGGCGGUGGCGGUGAGGGUGUGGGGGGAGGUUGGGGGCAGGGUGGGCGAGUGGGAAGGGGUGGAGCUGGGGGUGGGAGUUGCGGCGUGGGUUGGGGUGGGUGGGGUGACAGUGAAGGUAGGGAGAGUGGCUGGGUUUGGCGGUGGGGGUUGGAGACUUAAGAUGCAGGAUGGCGGUGAGGGUGGGGGAGAGUGGGGAGGGGUGGAGCCGGGGCUGUGGAUGGUGGCGUGGGUUGGUGGGGAGUGGGGGACUGGGGAUGGGCGGGGUUGGUGGGGAGUGGGGGUGGGGUUGGUGGUAGAUGUGCGAGUGGUGUUGUGGAUUGCGAGGGUAUCAGUGAGGGAGCGGGGUCGGGGUUCGAGUGGUGUUGUGGGUUGCGACGGUUGCGAUGGGGGUGGUGGUGGGGGUUGCGACGGUAGCGGUGUGGAUGGUGGUGGGUGUAGAGGUGCAAGUGGUGCGGGUGCCAUGGGUUACUUGGGUGGCGGUGAGGGUGCGGAGUGGGAGUGGGGGUGGAGUGGGCUAGUGGGGAGGUGUGGAGCUGGGGGUUGGGGUGGCGGUGAGAGUGGGGAGGGAUGGAGCUGGGGCUAUGGGUGGCGGCGUGGGUUGGUGAUAAGAAAAAAACAAACAACGGGAUAG
Arachis stenosperma is the source of this 690-nucleotide messenger RNA. RefSeq lists its product as uncharacterized. NCBI's taxonomy places the organism in Eukaryota, Viridiplantae, Streptophyta, Magnoliopsida, Fabales, Fabaceae. The transcript has 2 exons. The record is from RefSeq and is a predicted model, not a curated record. Bases 1 to 690 code for a protein of 229 amino acids.